Ornithorhynchus anatinus (platypus) is the source of this 1005-nucleotide messenger RNA. RefSeq names its product cystatin like 1 (gene CSTL1). The record is from RefSeq and is a predicted model, not a curated record. The transcript has 4 exons. NCBI's taxonomy places the organism in Eukaryota, Metazoa, Chordata, Mammalia, Monotremata, Ornithorhynchidae. Gene Ontology annotation, molecular function: cysteine-type endopeptidase inhibitor activity. Gene Ontology annotation, cellular component: lysosome; late endosome; Golgi apparatus. Bases 248 to 688 code for a protein of 146 amino acids. Gene Ontology annotation, biological process: positive regulation of myelination; negative regulation of microglial cell activation; immune response.
CAUUGAGAAAGAGCAACUGCUCAAAAUGACUCAGCAAAGAAAGUCCAAACUGUCACUGGAAGGGGUUAGUGCAAGGUUCACGCUGAUGUAGAGUUAAAUAUCAGAGCUGUGGGCCACGGGUGGGUUUUCGUAUUGGCCAAUGAGGAACCUCGGGUCCCUCCCUGGCCCCUUCCGCUGAAGCUGUUCACAGGGAUCUGUCUGACUGCAACCAGCCAGCUUCAUCUUGGCUUCUCCUCCAGUGGCUGGGAUGGUGUCUCCCUGGGGCUGGAUCAUCUUCCAUUAUUUAAUAACGUCGGUGGACCUGACCAGGGCUCCCAAUGGUCUCUGCUCCCGGAGUCAGAAUUUGGUGGUGAAGCCUGGAUUCCCCAAAGUCAUAAAGACCAACGAUCCUGGGGUCUUGAAAGCUGCCAGGUUCGGUGUUGAAAAAUUCAACAAUUGCUCCAACGACAUCUUUCUCUUCAAAGAAUCUCGUGUCAACAGAGCCAUGGUGCAGCUUGUGAAAGGGCUGAAGUACAUGCUUGAUGUGGAGAUCGGCCGCACGACCUGCAGAAAGAGCGACCAUACCAGUCUGGACAAUUGUGACUUUCAGACCAAUCAGGAUUUAAAGCAGACAUUCAAGUGCUACUUUGAAGUCUGGGUAGUUGCCUGGCUCCAGAAAGUAGAAGUGCUCCUCCUUCAUUGCCAGUGAUAUCCCCUUCAGCCUUGAGGACCAAAGAUCACUUUUGGCUCCAGAAUGCAACCAAUCCAGGUUCGGCACUGUCCACUGACUGCCUGGUGUGUCUUCCACUGACCCUCCGGACCCUUCCGAGUCAGCCACAGAACAUUUACAGCUCAUCUUUCUUCAUGUGUCUGUCACCCAUCCCUUCUCCCCUUCCUUCUUCGAAGAUUGUAAGUCCUUUGAGGGCCAGGAACGUGGGUCUAAUUGUCAUCUGUGGAUUUUUUCCCAGCACUUAAAACAGUGUUCUGCAAAAAGUAAGUGCCAAAUAAAUAGUAUUACUACUACUA